AGAAGAUUCAAGCUGCGAGAGUGUGUUUAUAGCCUCCCCUGUUUAAACACAAUAGAACAGGUAGGAUGACUUUCAGUUAAGGGCAAGUAAGGGUGCAAGGUACCAUCACUUUGUGUUGCUAAUGGUAACUGAUUGAAAGCUUUUAGUAACUAUCCGGUCGAUCCCAUGGGUGUACCAUUCGUAGUUCUUCCAUCACCACUUUGUCCCCAAGUCUUGACAAUAUUGAUUAUCAUUUUUAACACAAUUUCUUAAUUUAUUUUUAAGCACCGUCCAUCUCUUUCGAGAACGUAAUCUUUAUUUCUUGACCCUAUAUAUAGAUCUAUAGAUCAAAUUUAUAUCGUUGCAUAAUACAUUGUGGGGGCAAAACUACAGGAAACAAUUUCUUACACGAAUACCGUUGGUUCUACUCUGUGUCUACACUACAGUUUUAGUAAAAUGACUGAGAAAUGGCAGGUACCAACUUAACUGACGUCCGUCUGUAGAAAUGUCCGGUGUUUUAGAAUUUAGAUAAGAGUCUGCACAGCGAAAAUUCCGUUAUUAUGCUUAUGAUUUGCUUUUUUUUUGCGGCAUGUGUUAAAAAAAGUUAAGAGUGUAAGAAUGGGAAAAAAUCAUAUUGAGCACGCUGUCACUAUGCAAGACCUGCCCAAUUUGUAAAAGUGCUAUUAAAAGAAAAAAAAAACGUUGGUGACCUAAAGGUAUAGACACCUUUCAGAGCAAACAAUGAACACAUACAUCAAAUACAGCGAGUCAAAACAGUUACGUAACCUUGUUUAACUCUAAUAAACUCCGACAAACUGCACGAACAUUUUUGUUUGUUUGUUUUCUCAUUCGAUGUAUAACGACUGUGUUCGUGGCAAUUUAUGUGGCGCCUCUUAAGCUGUACUUUGUUAAAAAAGGUUUCAACAUAACGCACCCAGUCUGGACGACAAUCUGACAGUAGUCCUUCGCUUUUUUUGUCAAAAUCACACGUCUCCUACCUAAGUUUAUUUUUAAAUUGUGCUUAAAAUUGUUAGUUAACAUGUACAAGGUCGCCGUUUACGUUGGGCAAAGCCCACUCCAUAGGCAACUAAACUGAGUCGAGAUAAGCGGGAAAACAUGCAUGAAAGAGGUUAUGUUGCGCCAAGCAGCAGUGAUGUUUAGUCCGUUCCUUUAAUCCCUCUAGUCUUUGAAUUAUGAUAUCAGAUUUACAAUAAAGAAAACAGUGAUUUGUCCAAGGGAAAUAGUUUUAGAUGUGCUAAAUUGAACAAGAGCGAAAAGAAUGACAUUUUUCAACCUUUCGCCGUGCUUGAACAAGUUUCUCUCUGUACAGGAGGCCACUAAAAAAGACGGCAGCUAAUAUAAAGUCGGUUCCAAAAUUUCCGGCUCAGACUGUUUAUACCCGGUCGUCUCGCUUAUAGCGUGACACUUUUUAAAAGCUAUCCUGCGGUACAACCGCCUCUCUGAUUCUCAUCAACCUCCUAGCAAACAAGUUACUCAAUCCUGGUCUUUAUCAUGUAGCAGCUCUCCUAACCCUUAAAGCCAACUGGCUCGAUACCCUAACCGUGAAACAAUAGGAAAUAAUUAUAAACAAUGAUGUGUUAUUGUUUUCUGCGACCAAUGAGGAAACAUCUUAUGAGCAGCUCCUACAUAAUUUACUGGUUCUUUACGUAGACUAAGUUGCUGUAAAGGCGUAGUUUUUCAAAAUGAAAUUGUCUGUACAUAUUAAUGUAUAUCGUUGUUCUUCGCAGUGUAGCAGUCCAUGCAAAUUAGAACUUUCUUUAAUAUUCUAGUGGAUUAUCUCUCGUGAUGAAUCGCAGCGGGGAAAAAUUCGCCCUCGCCAAAAGCCAAGCUACCUUUAAGACUUCAACUUUGAAGUGUAAUUUUAAAAGGCGUUUGAACUGCAAAUCGCCAUAAGUAUAAUCGGCCUUCGUUGUUAAAACAAGUUGCACGCAAUGCAUUACGUAAAAAUGUUUCACGUGACACAAGUCCUAAGAGGUUGCUAAAGCACGUGUAAAACACUGCUUUUAUUCCAAAGCGCACUGAGUUACUGUCAAAAUUUACCAAACUAGAGAACAUUAUAAUUUCGUAAAAAUGGCUAAAAACAAAGGGUGUCAAGUCUACAGAACAAACACUUGAAUUCCACUUUGAUUCUCUAAGUCCCAAUAUCCACAUGCAUUGAGAGAGUAAUUUGAAGUGUCCUAGUGUACUGAAACCCUCACCGUCUUAUAUGAGACAGUAUUUAUAGGAGGUAGCAUCAUAUAACAAUCCCAUUUUGGCAUAAACAAUGUCCAAGUCUGAGCUUAAUAGGCUCAAGAUAUUGACCAAGACCCUCUCUGCAUUGAUAGUAACCAAGCUGUCUUUAAAAAGGUGCGGAAAAAUACAGAAUCAAAUUUCUAAAGAAUCUUGAAUGAAAAGACUUUGGGAAUAUAGUAAAGAGCUCUUCUAAGAAACAAUUUGGGCGUUUCUUUGCUCCAUAAGCUCCAUCUUCUAAAUUUUAUCUGAAUUCAUUUAUUCAUUAAUUUAUUUGUUUAUCUAUUUUUUAUUUAUCUGUUUUCCUUUGCUUUUUAACUAUUUAUUAAUUUAUUUACUUAGUUUAACCUAUUUUUCUAUGCUAGCAUGUCUAGGUCCUAAUGUGACAUUUUUACUUGUGGCCAAGAAUUACAAAUUUUAACCCACAUGCAUAAUUAAUCCUUUAAGUCUCAAAAGUGACGAGUAUCAAUUUUCUCCUAUCAAUACACAAUCAAGAGAAAAGGUUGUGAGAAUUUAUGAAAUGAUCACCUAAGAGAAAAUGCUUUGAUCUUCUUUCAAAUUCUCUCACCUUAUUCUUUAUGGAAAUGUAUAAAGACCAGUUUGGAGAAUUUGUAUGUGGAUAUUGGGGCUUAAAGGGCUUAACACAUGGCACUUAAUACUCUAAUGGCACUGUAUGAUAACAGAGGACAUCCAAGUCUGAUGUAAUUUAUCUUUCAAUUUUUCCCUUUCUUUCAAAGAUGUUAAAAUCAUUACGCUUAUGAAUCUCUACUUUUGCUUACAUACCAGGUCCAUUGUUGCUCUCAGAAACAUGACCUACUUGAAGCAAAAACUAUGGGAUACAACUUUGUAAAUAAAUUAUACAAGAAAUAGCAUGAUCUAGGUUUGCUAGAAAGCCAAUUUUUAGGCAACUCAGGCACAAAAGAGUAAAUUUAUCCACAAUAAUAAUAACGGAUUUUAUUGCAAAAAAUUGCAGGACAUUUGUUGGACUUGCUGCGACUUUUUCCAUUGAUACAUAAAUUAAUGCAUGAUUAUACAUUAUGAGAAGUUUAUUUUUUUUAUCCGAACUCUCACUUAAGACAAAAUUUUCUUAUUAUUCAAACAACUGAGUGGUCAGCACAUCAGACUCACAAUCCGGCGGUUCCAGGUUCAAGUUACCCUCUGGCAACUUGCUGGAUUUGCUCUUGGUCGUCCCGAGUUCAAAUCCUCGGCCACCCUUGUAAAAAGCCAACUGGUUGCCUCCCCCCAUUUGGGGUUUUUAAUCCUGUUAUGUUGUAUUUGAAUUGUUUGUUUCUAAGUAUUCGAGCGGAGUGCAUGUAAACUAGCUGGAUAAGAUAAGUGCACUUUCCACUAUAAACAAGCCUUUAAACCUUUAAACCAUCACACAUGUAAAAGCACACUGCUAACAUCGAGUUUAAAAGACCCAUUAUUUGCCUUUAACUCUACUGAUCUCUUACAUUUCUGGUAGUUUUACCAGGUUUUAUCAUUGUAUCCUAUCACCCCAUGUAAGGGAAUCCAAGAUUGUCUAGGACUGCGGAUUUCAAGCCAUGGAUUCCGGAUUCCAGGCCUGCAAUUCCAGUCCCUUGAUGGUGGAACUUGGAUUCCAGAUUCCAAUCGUUAGUCAGAUUGUGGAUUCCUUGAGCUGUAUUCCGGAUUCCAAAACCCAUGGUUCUGGAUUCCACAAGCAAAAUUUUCCUGGAUUCCGCAUUCCAAAAGCAAAAUUUCUCGGAAUCCGGAAUCCGUAUUCCCUUAGCCUUACAUGGAGCUGAUCCUACAUUACAUUGGUGUUUGUACUGUAUAUUAAAUUUUGGCAAAAGAUUGGCUUCUUUCAAACUUUGUUGGUAGGCCUUUACUGUCAUCAAAAGCCUGAAUUCUGGUUCGAGUUAACUACUGCGAAUCAUUUUAAUAGUCAAAGAGACAAAAUUAAUGCUUUGAAAGAGUACAAAUUUUCUUCGACCCUACUAACCCUCUGCUUUGUUUAUUUGAUUUUCCCAAAAAUUUCCUGCCCAGGCGUCUAAAUCCACAUCCUCUUUCAAAACUCAUUUUGCCUGUUUUUUUUUUUUUUUUUUUUGUCCUUCGUUCGGGGGCGAAAAGAGUAUAGUAGUGGGAAGAUACAAGUCAAGUAAACAGCAUCUUCGAUGGCCGCCAUUUUAACAAAAUAUCGCCCAGGCGUUGCAAACCGAGAAGAGACUAAGUACUAAAUCAGUUCUUAGCCAAUAGGAGGCCAGCAAAGAUUCGAGCGCGGAAAAGGACACAUCAGGGAGCUUUUAAAUAUAUAAAUUUCUUGGAGACUGAACUCAAGUUUAGAGGGAGAAAGAAAAAAUCGUUGUGGCGUGCUUGCGCCUUCCAUUAAAUCGUGAAGGAAUUUCACGUUGUAAUCGUGCAGUGAACACAAAGAAAUGUACAAAAACGUGUGCUGCACGUGCAGAGUCGUGUUGUUUUGAUUUGUGGGCCGCACAGUUAAAUAGUCGGCCCGAGGAAUAGACUGAGGGACUGUUUACAUGAUGGUGGGGGACCCCACAUAGGUGAGGUAACCCACGGCGGGUCAUCCCACCGAUCAUGUAAACGUGAUCAAAUUAAAACAAGUGAUUAUAUGGACAGGCGGGUUACCCCACCUAAGCGGUUUACCUUACCAACCUGGGGUCCCCCACCCCAUAACAAGGCAGCAUUCUAAUGCUUCCGAAUAAAAUCAAGAUCUUUAUCCUUUCUUGCUAAAAAAAAUAAGUCAUUUUUAUGGGCUGCAGGGGGUUCCAAAAGGGAGUGGUCGUUUCCCCACUCGGAAGGCUGUGUCUCAAAUCGGAGUUUUGUUAGAGACGCUACGUCACGAAAUUUGGCCAAAUUCAGAAAAUUCAGACAGUGGAAACAAUAUAACUCCCCUAAUUCAACAAAAAAUAGAAACAACCGCUGAAAACGGUUUAAACACUGUGACAAUAAUAAAAAACACUAACACAAACCAACAAAAACGAAAAAAAUUCAUUGCCGUUAAGGAAUACGUUUAAGCCGGCAUAAUCCCGGCUUAACAAAGUUCAUCUCUAAUGUUUACCUGGGAUACUUUGUUUGUUACAAAGCUGUUUUUUCCUUUCUCUCUUUUUUUUUCUUUUUUUGAUAAGUAACUUCUUUCUCAGUGGACAACCCAUCUUAUUGUCCGAAGGCCUCUUGUCAAGUAUUUCAAUAAAGUGCUCGUGACUAGGAUACGAAGAUAUGGUCAUUCAACAUAUCAACUUUGGUUUUUGGACAUUUAUCCGAUUUUCAUCAAAGGAAAUCUUUUUAAAAUCAGGAUAUCUUUCGGAAUUAGUGAUAUAAAGCUGCUGACUGAGACAAAACAUUUGGUGGCCGCAAACACUAUCGUAGUGUGGAGUCUUUUAGGAAAAGAUUUUACAGAUUUUAUAAUCAUUGUCGCCCCUUUUUUAUCCCUCUUCUAAUCCAGCUACAUCAAGUACGUUUCCUGUUAUUUUAACCAUUACAGCGAACAAUAUAAGUUUUGAUUUAAUACCCCUUUUGGUGGUUCUUUUUGUCGCGUGGCUUCAUGAUAAAUCAGAAUCAUGUGAAAAGGAGCUUACAUUUAAGGAAUAGUAUAGCUGGUCGUCUACAAGUCAGCAAUAUCGGGACAGUAGUACAUUUCGUAAAUACAGUAAGUAAUUGGUAUUUGUUAAGCUAACGAAAGACAAGGCGGUUAUAACCCAAUGUUUAUUAGUCAGUUUACAAUGCUGCUAAGCCAAUUAGGUUAUUCCCACGGUGAAGCGUCUAAGUGUUAUUAUAUCGCCGGUUACCAUCAGGGUUGCACAAACAUUUAUCUGUGAAAUUGUGAGUUUUCAGACUGUUUUUGAAGCCGUAAAAACACCCUAGUAAUGGUAAAGUGUUUUUUUUAGAUUUAAAAGAUUAAUAAGCUUCCAAUUUUAAGGACUUUAAGGUUAAGUUAUUUAGCAUCCUAAAUUAACCGCCAUUUUGAUUUUUUCAUUUCUACGAAAUAGAACUGGCGUAGAUUUAGAGUUAUUCAAGAUCAAUUGAAAUCGUUACGCACAGUUUUUUGCGAAUUUUUUUCGUCAUCGUACUUAUAUUUAAUUAAUAAGCGUCUGUUGAUGUUAACCCGAAGUAGCUCAUUCCUUUAAACAUUCGGUCGUUCGAUUCAGAACCGGGGAGCAUAUUUUCUUUAGGCACCUCAAGAAAGAUUGCCUAUUAUAGAAUUGGUGCUGAAACUCGGGACACGGCGCUGUUUUUAUUUAUUUAUUGAUUUUUUUCUCGGUUCUCUAGUCUCGCAGUCUCAAUUAAAAAAUACCAACGUACGAUGAAAUAUUCAGUGAGAAAUAUAAGGGUCAAUUAAUUUGACUCUGUCAAUAGGGCUAAUCAUAAAGAGGAGUUGUAUUUCUCGUUCAAUCUUUUUAAAACUUUCAUAAGUAAUUGUGGUUCACUUACUGCGAGACGUCGUGAUCAGCCCGUCGCUACAACGAAUAAUUACCAACCAGGGGAGUUUGAUAACGUAUAAAGACUGUCAUGGAUUCUCUUGCAUAAGGCGAAAUCAACAAUCUUAUCAUGCUUACCUCAUCUGUUUCUUUUUUCUUCAGCAGAAAAAGUGCUACUUCAGAAUGUGGGUUUUGUUUGCCUCAGUGUGGGUAUUGAGCAUCACAGCUGUAGUAGGUAUAGUAAGCCUUGAAUUUCUGCAAAUAAAGGAUAAGUGUAUAUAAAAAUAGUUAUUAUAGGUGGAUGAAUUAAGUUCUCAGCAAGCUAGCGGGGCACUUGUCUGGGUGCCGUGAUCGGAUUUUCGGCCUGUGCAAGGGAAUCCAAGACAGCCUUAAAUCCUGGAUUCCACUCCGUGGAUUCUGGAGGCCAGGUACUGGAUUCCAGUCUUUGUCAGUGGAACUUGGAUUCUGGAUUCCAAUCCUUAGUGGAUUCCGGGAUCCUUGAGCUGUUUUCCAGAUUCCAAAGCCAAGGAUUCCGGAUUCUAAGAGUAAAAUUUUCCCGGAUUCCGGAUUCCAAAAGCAAAAAUUUCCCGGAUUCUGGAUUACAUGAGGCGAAAAUUGUUUUGCGAGAUUUUGGUUAUAGAUAUCGUUAUCGUUAUAGUUAUCAUAGUGAUGGGCUCCUGCAUUAACGUUGUCGCUUUAAUCUUAAUUUUUUAUUACUUUUUCAGUUGAAACGAGCUUCACCACAAGACCUUCUAACCAAACAGUCAUCGAGAACACUACUGUAACAUUCCAGUGUAAUGCCACAGGAAACCCACCUCCAAAGAUAACAUGGACCAAGGAAGAGAAGAUACUAGGAGAGGGAAACACGCUGAUAUUUGUGGCUUAUAGAAAUCAGUCUGGAGAAUACAAGUGCACAGCAGACAGUGGUAGAAAUUCAACUAUCAAUGCGAGUGCGUCUCUCGAUGUUCAGUGUAAGUUGCGCAACAUUUAUUAGGUGUUAUUACCAGGACACGAUUAGUAAAACAAAUUAUUUUCGCGGGAAAGCCUGUUCUAAAAAUUCUUCUUUGCGGAGAUGGAGGAGGGGAGGGGGUGCAGGGGCUUACCGCUGGACAGGGUAUGGUUUUUGUCCUCUCUGUCCUAAACAGGGUGUAUGAUUUCGUGCGAGUCUGUCCUAAACAGGUGUAUAAUUUCCUGCGUGUAUAUAAUCAGGUGUAUCAUUUCGUGGGAGUCCGUCUUAAUUGCAAACAGGGUAUUGUCUGCUGCAGGAUUGAUUUGAUUUGCUUGAUGAAGUUUGUUUGUACUCCAGUGUACAAAAGCAUUGACUAUUACGUGUAUUUGCUCUAUUGCAAUUGAAAAUAAAUGGCUUUAAAACAAGACUGCGUGCAUUUUGCUGUUUGUCCAAAACAAGGUAAUAAAAUUGAGGGUGUUGUCCUAAACAGGGUAUGUAUUUGAAUUUUUUUGUCCCACAGUGUGUCAGGGUUUCAAACCCUCAGCGGCUCACGUCGAUUACCCCACCCCCUUCCCUCGGGCUUUCACUGCACUGUUUAACUUUGACUUUUUUUAAAUUGUGCCUUACUUAUUUAUUAAUAUCUAGAACCUAUUGAUUUAUUUGCUCUUGUAGAUCCACCAAGUUUCACCUCAGAACCAACGGAUCAGACAGUCAUUGAAGGCGAGACAGUAAAGUUUCGUUGCGAUGCGGCUGGCAACCCUCCUCCAGAAAUAGUGUGGAUUAAAGAUGGGCGGACUGUUGAUCAAGGGCAGGAGUUGAACUUGCAAGCCACGCGAGAACUUUCGGGAAAGUACUGGUGUUCUGUGCAAAAUGGUUUGGGCAUCAGUGUCAAUACUAGUGCUGAACUUGAUGUCCAAUGUAAGUAGAAUUGUAUGGGCCACUAAAUGCAUGUAGCCCGUUUGUCCCCAGCGAAGAGGGAUCAGCGGUGGCCGUAUUCGUGGAGUAACCAGAGCACCCUUUUUUUUGACACAUUCAUGGAUACGCGAACAUAGUUCGAUAAUACGGGGAAUAAUACGGGGAAUAAUACGGGGAAAGGGGAUAAGCCUAAUUUCCUGGCACAACUUGACUGACAUUCAGGAGGAACUCGAACGAGUGCAAGUCGUGAAAUAUACAAGGCCGAAGGAAAAAUAUGAAACGGAAGCAAAGUCAAACUUUCCAGUCAUUUCGAUGGAUGUUGGACAGAUGACGUCACUUUUGACCUCAAAUGGUGUUAACGAAAAUAUAAUUCGUUGUAUCUCACCAAUGUUAAACGAUCUCUUUAUAUCCAAGCAUACUAGAAAACGAGAAUGUUGACCUCUAUCAUUUUUCUAAUGAAUCUAUUUGUUCCAGUUCCGCCGACCAUAAUAUCAGCACCUAAAGACAAGACCAUCAUCGAAGGUGCCUCAGUAACAUUCCACUGUAAUGCCACAGGAAACCCACCCGCCAGGAUAACUUGGAUCAAGGAUGGCAAGACUGUGUCCUCGGGAAAUGUGCUGACUUUUAAAACCUCUAGAAAUCAGUCUGGGGAAUACUGGUGCACUGCUGAAAAUGGCUUAAAUUCAACAGUUAAUGCAAGUACCAGUCUCGACGUACAAUGUAAGUAUUAACUUUAAUGCUCUAGUAUAAAGCGCAUUGAGCCAGGGAGCCUGCCUAGCAUGCGCUUCGAGAGAAAAACGGGUCGCACGAAGGAGACACGCAAGGCGACACGCGUGUCUCCCUCACGCGCCCGUUUCCUCUUACGCACAUGACUUAGGUCUCCUUCCGAGCGCCUAAUACGAAGGCUAUGGGACAGGCAAAAGUUUUAAAUAGGGAUGGUUGAUACCACUUUCAUUGAAUUCUUAUUUUGUUUGUUUAUAGUUCCACCAAAGAUAAUCACACGGCCGUCCAAUCAGACAGUCCUUGAAAAUGAGGAGGUGAAAUUGCACUGUGCUGCCAUUGGUAAUCCAAUUCCAAAGAUAUUAUGGAUGAAAGAUGGAAUAACUAUCGGCACUGGAGAAAACCUGAUGUUGAAAGCAUGGCGGAAUGCCUCUGGAACGUACAUGUGCAAGGCCAAAAAUCUUCUGAAUGCAACUGCAAUUUCUAACGCUCAUGUCGAUGUACAAUGUAAGUAUAAAUAACGUGUAGUGAUUAGGCUGCAUCACGUGAACUCUCUGAUUAAAACACAGGCCCAGUUUGAGCGAGCCCCAAAAUGACUUAGGACAAACAUGGCCAAUGGCUCCUUCUCGAUCGAAAUUUCGCGGUUAUUUGUGUUCGUUAUGAUACAUAAAAAAUGCCUAAAUAGAAGAUAACCGUUUGGAGUCAGUGUUUAACCCUUAUCACCAUAGUCAGUACUUAACCCUAAUCACUAUUUUCAGUGCUUAUCCCUAAUCAGUAUUAUUGCCAGUGAUCGAAACCGAAGCGAUAAGGAUACUAGGUUGUGUACACUUCAUAAAGUGUCCAAGGGGGUUUAGGCCUCUGGGAUCUAAUCCUAAGCUGGUUACCAGUCCAGACGCUCUACCACUAAGCUACCGGAGACCCGUUUGAGCUAAGGCCACUAGUUUACUUUAUAAAUGUUCACAGACCCACCAAGUUUGACAACUCGACCAACUGACCAGACUGCGAUGGAAUUUUCACAAGUAAAGUUCAUUUGCAACGCUACUGGUAAUCCGACUCCAAACAUCACAUGGACCAAGGAUGGCAAGAUUGUAGAGAGUGGAGCCAUAAUAAGCUUUUUGACGAAUAGAAAUGAUUCUGGACAAUACUGGUGUACAGCAGACAAUGGACUGGAUUUAACUGUUAAUGCAAGUGCAAACCUUGAAGUUCAAUGUAAGUGAAAAAUUCUAACACGAGUUCAGCAGGUGGAAUAGACUUAUAAACCUUAUGAUCCUAAGAAGUACAGUCAUAACAGUUUUAAACACACCCUUUCCACUGUCUUGCAAUAUAGGACUUCAAGUCUAAGACUUUUUCACCUAUACUGUCUUGUAAAGAAAUGAAGAUUCCUCUAACAGGGGUAUGGGAAUACUGCCUAACAAUCAUCCUAUACUUCUCAAGAAAUGCUGCGCAUCUGGGAUCAUUCGCCUGAAAAGCUAAUGUCAAACAUCACUACUAAGGUUUGGCGUUUUUGACUUGGCUGGACGUCGCACUUCAGUCGUUUCGUCCGACGUUAAUAUUUCUGAAUGUGUCUUCAAAUGACCUGCAGUCAAAAAAGUCGCUAGACCUUAAAGUCGAACCAAAAGUAAUACGUACACGUAAACGUUGACUAAAACGUCUUUAAGAAGCUCUUUAGAAAACGGUGGUUACUAAGGGAAAAAGUAGUAGGUUUAAUAUCUAGCUAUUUUUUUUUUAUUUUACAGUUUUACCGAGCUUUAUCAUCGAACCAAAUGACCAAACAGUUAUUGAAAUGGGAAUUGCGACGUUCAAGUGUUCUGCCACGGGAAAUCCAGUCCCACAGGUAACAUGGAUUAAGGAUGGGAUAACUGUGGCUUCAGGAGAUACCCUGAGCUUUGUGGCUUACAGGAAUAAGAGUGGAGAAUACUGGUGUUCGGCUGAUAACGGAUUGGGCCAGGCAGAAAAUUCAAGUGCUCAUCUCUUUGUGCACCGUAAGUACACUGUUUCGUUAAAAUUUCAUACAAUGAGAGAGAGAUAGAGAGGGAUGGGGCCCAAUUCGCAAUGACGUAUUUCAGUGGGGCCCUCUAUAUAUUACAAGGGCGGAAAAUCACAGUAGGUUAAGUAAGAUAAGGAAUUUUAAGUGUCUUGAUGGCUUCGUAUGACGCGAUAUUAAGGCGUCAUAACUUAACUUUGCUGCUAUCUUAGAUUUUUGAUGGAGUCCAUUUUCGCUAGAAAAGUUCCAAGAAGACGAAGAAGAGGCUGGAAAGAAAUUCCAUCGUUCUAUGGCUGCUGCUAUUCAAACUUAAUAGAUCGAUAUUCAAGCUGUUUUCCUUUCUUCUCCGUUUUAGUCAAACCAGAGAAGACCCGCCUGAAAAUCAACACAGAUAUCACCAAACCUGUACAAUUUGGCAGCUUUGUUACAUUCAACUGUACCACGCAUGCGCGUCCGGAUCCUGACGGAUAUAAAUUCUACAGGGGCCAAGAACUUCUCAGCAGCAGCGGUAGUGGUGUGUUCGAUCUCUGGCUUCAACAUAGUGGUUUAUACUCCUGUCUUCCAUUUAACAGCGCUGGGGAUGGAGAUCAAGCAUCGUUGAAAAUUAUAGUCGAUGGUAGGUUACGAUUAGUGGCGAAGAGUUUUAACAGGUCUAUUGUGGUUUUUCGCCCCGUGUUGGGAAAUCUGGAUUCCGGUUUUUUGUAAAAUCCGGAAGCUAGGCAAUUUUUGCUGGUGGAAUCUGAAACCCUGGGCUUUGGAACCUGGAAUUUAGCUUAUUGAAUCCAGAAUCCAGUACCUGGAAUCCAGAAUCCACAGAGUGAAAUCCAGAAUUCAAGAUUGUCUAGGAUUUCCUUACAUGUGGUACAUGGGGUAAGGUUAGGUUCCUGGUUCUGUACAAAACCAGGAUCAAUUGAGGUUUCUACGAGUGGGUAACUGAUCUACCCCUACCUUAAGUCACAAUUUUACCUUAAGUGAGAAGUAAGCUUUAAUGUUGACUUAGGGGAGGGGUAGGUGGACAGUUACCCAGACACCUCAAUUGAUCCAAAAACCAAAUCAGAUGUUAAACAAGAUGGAAACAGCGACCCACGUAAUAUAAGAGACACAAUCCAGAGACAGGCUAAGACACAUCCUAUCAAUGGAGGCUACCUCUCCACCGUGAGCAUCCAUAUUCUAAGCAUAAUGUGAGGUUGUUUGCUAAACAUACUGUUUUGAAUUAUUCACGCAUCAGCUUUAUACUUGUUUGUUUGUAAUACAUCACAGAUUACAGAUGUGAUCUGACAUCACAAACCACACAUGUGUCAGGCACAGUGCAGUAUGUAGCUGACCUGAUGAUGUACUCUAAGCCAAAUGCCUGACUCCCAGAGGUACAUCGCAUUACCAUAUCCCCCUCUCCUCUAUCCACCCCCCUGUAAAAAGCACCUCCAAUUUUGAGAGCGAGGAAUAUCAGUGGUUAGAGUACUUGCCUCCUGCACCAAUGUGGCCCAGGUUCAAAUCCCUUCGUCGGGCGUCAUAUGAGGGCUGAGUUUGUUGUUGGUUCUCUCCUUCCCCUUUCUUUGGGUCACUAAUAAUUCCAAAUUCAAAUUCGACCAGGAAUGGUAGACGAAGAAUUACUAUGCAGAUAUGCUACCUCUCUAGAACCUCUAAAUUGUUAUUUACCUCUUAUACCAAGAUGCAUUUAGAAUUGUAACGAAUUCAUUGCUCAAUUAAGUCAUAUUUUCAUUACAGUUUGGAAGCCUUCAUUUGAUCUACCGUUUGGUCCAUUUUACCUGUUCAAGGGCACCCAGGCUCGGCUUCCCUGCAAGCCUAUUGCAGAACCAUAUCCAACUUUUAGAUGGUUCAAAGAUGGUGUACCCAUUGGAAAUGGACAAAAUGACAGCUACACUUUAGAUGCAGACGGUUCUUUGCUAAUAAGCGACGUUAAAGAUGGAAAUUCAGGCAGAUAUACUUGCAUGGCUGAAAACUACCUGGGGACAGCAAAUGCGACGGCUAAUACAAUUGUGCUUGGUAAGAGGAAAGAGGGAGUUUGCUGCUUCUAAUUACAAUGUUGAUAUUAAAUUGAAAUUAAAUGGUGAGAACCGAGGCCAAUUUUAACAGGUAUUUGACAAAAUUAAACCGCGCUCUAGGCCUUUUUUUUGUCAAACCUCCACAGUAAACGAUUUCGCUCCAAGUAAGGAAAUCCGGGAGGGAUUCUGGAUUCCUUGAGCUGUGUUCCAGAUAUUCAAAGCCCACAAGAAAAAAAUUCCCUGGUUCGGCAAUACGAAGUCCUUAAAUGGGGCGAAACAGCAUCUUUUUCUUAUCCUAUCCAAACUGCAAAGUACAUGUAGCUGUUGGGCUCGAAGAAAGAUUAGAGUUCUAUAAAAAUGAAAGCGUUAGUAAUGAUGCAUAUUUAGUAUAGUCGAACUUGGCCGGUCACUGGAUUUGAUAUAAUUACUCAUCUACAGCCCUUUAGUAACGGGGUAUCUUAUUGUUUUUCUAUAAUAGAGAGGACGCAGAUUGUUGUCAAGCCAAAAAAUCAUUCAGUCUCUGAGGGCGCUAGCGUGGAUCUACAUUGCAAAGCCACUGCAGAUCCUUCGCAAGAGUUGAUCUACGUUUGGAAGCGGGACGGUGCGGAUAUAAUUGGUAACCUCAACAUCGUUUGGUUGGAAGAGGAAAAUGUUUUGAGAAUAAAACACAUCACUUUUAAAGAGACUGGUGUGUACACUUGUCUUGUGUACACGCCUAAACCAAGAGGAUCUGAAGAUAGUGCCUCGGCGAUUGUUUCUAUUACAGGUGAAGUAUACUGCGAACCUCUAUUUCGAGAAAGGUUGUCGGGAAAAGUGCAAGCGACAAUCCGAAAGGUAUUGUGGGUGGUUUUGAGUUCACUGUUUUUCAGAGAAAUUUGAAUGAAUGAGCAAGAGGCCAUGGCCACGUGUUUGCGAAAGGAAAGCAAGCAAAGUAGGUUCGACAGCCACAGUGUCAGAUACAGUGUAUUGAUCAUAUCCCAUAUUACCUUUCGGGAUUGUGGCGUGCAAAUUUUUUCCGACAACCUUUCUCGAAAUACCUCAAUACUAAACCUUUACAAUGACGAUGCGUGGAAGCGAUUCUCUUCUAUUAAGAGGCAUUGUAUAUUGGUUUUUGCUGAAAGUUGGGAUAGCCUGUAGCGUUUUUGUAAUUAAUAUAUUUUUUUUAUCAAUGUUGUCUCUAUUUUUUCAAGAAGAACAGAAUACACUGUCCCUUUAGAGAAACCGAGAUUCAUUUAAGAGAAAGUUUGGCAUUAAUUUCUACAUGAAUACGCGACCUCUUGAAACACUCGAUAUUCUGUAAAAUAAAAGCUAUCGCAUAGGGACCAGUCGAAUAUUUUGUACUGUACUGCAUUUAUGAACUACUACGUAAAAAACCGGGGUCAUAGACAGAAAAGACAUUUCUCACACACAACUGGGAGCCAUGCCAAGCCGACCAUGCAGCCUUUAUAUCAGCACCACAAACGAGGGUUAUCCAGUACUCCAAAAAAUUUCUGCAUGCAUUGCAUUGUAUUGUCUUCACUUUACAAUACUGUACAAAAGCAUAACAAUAAAGAACGAAGCAAAAAAAUGAAAAAUUUAACAAAGCCAUGCAUAAAUUUGUCGGAGUAGACUAUCGGACAAGGAUGCACAAAUCACUAGUAUUACAGCACAAAAAGAGCCAGUGACCGGCUGACAAGAAAGUGAGACUGGAUACAAGGACAACAACAAGUGCGCAACUGCUUUAAAUUCUAAAACAACGCAAAGAAACAAGUGAAGGAAGGGUGGGAGAGGUAGAUCAGGAAAUAACUCAUCUCUGAAACACCAUGUGACCUGACGAACCCUUGUACACAGGAACCCAUACUCCCAGCCGUGUGUGAGAAAAACGUUUUCCGCUUCUUUCGUGCGGAAAACCACACUUUUCAGCGUAACACUUUUUCUUUACCCUAUCAGGUGUUCCAUUGCCUCCAACUGGUAUUGAGUUAACAGAAUGUUAUAACAGACGCACAAACCUCUCAUGGACCCCUGUUAUUUCUAAUAGCGCCAAAAUAACCACUCAUUACCUGAUCGAGCAGGAAACGAACCAUGAACCAAACGUCUUCAAAAUAGUCUACAACAUCACCAAUCCUGAUAUAACAUCUGUUUCGUUGACGCUUCCUGGAUGGUCUUCUCUUCGCUUCCGUGUGAGAACGGCAAACGACGCUGGACCGAGCCGUCCAAGUGAAAACUUUGUAUACUCCUGAAAGACUUGGUUCAAAUUUGUUUCAAAUCAUUAUCUGUUUAAUCAUACAUUACCACACCCAAAAUUUUUUUGCAAAAUUUGAAUACCUGAUCUUGUGAUUCAAAUAGCGUGAUUAGCCUAAAUAAACUAUUUAGUAGCACUAUUACGAUGGCAAUAAAAACCACGAUGAUGAUACAGAUGGUCAUUCCGAUGGCGAUGGUGAUAACGAUGAUGACGACGACGAUAAUAAUGAUGAUGAUGAUGAUGAUGAUGAUGAUGAUGACGACGAUAACAAUGAUGAUGAUGAUGAUGAUGAUGAUGAUGACGAUAACAAUGAUGAUGAUGAUGAUGAUGAUGAUGAUGAUGAUGAUGAUGAUGAUGAUGUGGAUGAUGAUGAUGAUCAUCAUCAUCAUCAUCAUCACCAUCAUUAUCAUACACCUUGGCACUAUUGAUCAUAAUCAUCACCGAAUUUUUUGAAGAGAAAACCCUGAAGGAAACAGCUGUCCAUGGCUACAAUUCCGCUAUGUUUUGAGUUCUUUCGGUGUCGUGUUGAUGUCUUGCAGAGUUAAUUUUCACGUAGUACGAUCAGCAUUGCAGUAUUCUGCUUGCAGAAUUUAAUAUGUCUACCUGUCAUUUUUGCUGAUCAGGUCUUUAUAGAUCCUACGUUCUUCGGCAUAUUCGUCUGCAGUCCUUUGCAGUCCUUUGUGGUUAAUGUUUGUACUACAUAUAUUGGAAAGAUUUUUUUUCGCCUUUUCUUUGUACUUAUUUUUUUUAUUGAAUUACAGCACCAAGCAAGUAUCCCAGCGACGUGCGUGGAGUUGCUACAAAAGCAAAUGAACUUUCUAUUACGUGGGAUGUAAGUAUCGAAACAUCUAUGAGUACUAGUUAAGACUGCAUCUCAGCUGAUAAUUGUGCAAUAAUAUUAUCUAUUACGUAAGAUGCGCCUGCCGUUAUAAAGAGUUGAUUCCGGGAAGCUGCCCUCCCCUAAGCCAACAUUACACUUACUUCUCCUUAGGGCAAAAUGUUGGCUCUGGGGAUGGGUAGGUGGGCAGUUUCCCAGGUGAUAAUUGUGCAAUAAUGUUAUCUAUUACGUAGGAUGCGCCUGCCGUUAUAAAGAGUCGAUUCUGGGGAACUGCCCACCUACCCCUCCCCUAAGCCAACAUUACACUUACUUCUCGCUCAGGGCAAAAUGUUGGCUCGGGGAGGGAUAGGUGGGCAGUUUCCCAGAAACGUCGUAUAAUGAUCCGAUAUAGAUUUCUCAUUUCCUUGGCGUCUAUGUGAGGUAAUCAAAGGUAGUCUUGGUUUCCGGAUUCCAGGUACUGGAUUCUAGGUUCCUUGUUGUCAGUGGAACCUGAAUUUCGGAUUCCAAUCGUUAGCGGAAUUCCGGAUUCCUUGAGCAACAUUCCUUAUUCCAAAGCUCAAGAUUCCUGAUAUUUCCAGAUUUCAGAAUCCGUUUUACCUUACACUGGGGCGGUUUCUUAUUUUACCCUUCUUUAUUGAGACAUAUUUUAUAUUUCCAGCCUUUACCGAAGACAGAAUGGGAUGCUCCAGGUUUUUACUACAUCGUGAAGUUCCGAAAAGUCAACUUUGGUUACCUCAAUGACUGGAGAAUAGAAAAGAUUGGCGAUCCGAAGGUAAACGACUUCCCAGUUACAAACGCCGGCUAUUACCAGCUCUGGGAAUUUACGAUCCGUGCAGGUAACCACGAAGGACUAGGACCGGAAUGUCCAAUGAAAUUCGCCUUCUCAGGUCAGAAUGCACCGGCAGAAAAACCCGAAAGCACAAAUGUGGAGGAAGUUACAGCAACCACCGCCACCAUAGCCUGGAAACCAGUGACUGUAAUGAGAGGAAGUGUCGAUGGAUACAAGGUAAAAAUGGCUCGUCUAACCUGAAGUUAUUUUGAUCAAGUCACUCAUCAAAACUACCGGUCAAGAGCUUUCAAAUUUUUUAGUCUGCUCUUUUAAGAAUAUUUUCACACAACUUUAUCUAUACCUUAACUGACGGUUGAACGAGGGCUCCAGUAAACCCCAUAAAAUGGCUAUAAAUCGGCUCGCGAACCACACCGGAAGGAAGAAACACAGCUUAAGUGAAGUUAGCUGAUCUUACUUAAAUCUUUUCACAAUCGUAGGUCACAGAAAUAAUCUUUUUUCCCUUUACAUUCCUUAUAUUUCAAAGGUAAAACAUCAGUGUCGAGCUUGGGUCACCUGUGUCCUUACAUAUCAAACGACUGGACGUCACAAUCGGCCUCUAGUCUUUUAAAACGAACCUCUUUAGCUGCCUCGUCCCCAGUCGCUGGCGAUCACUUUUUUGGGCAUACUUGAAUUAAUUAUUCAUCCUUCCCAUCAAGCUCCGCUCGCGCUCUGCGCUCGUUCCCAUCAUCUCCCUCUCACACUUCUCGCUUUCCUCCAGCUCUCGCGCUUCUUGCUUGUCUACUGCAACCUCUUUAGUUAGGAUGAAUCAAGAACAAAUACAAUCAGCCAAUUUCAAAUUUUCCAUAUUUUUUUCAACUCCUUUGUCUUUAGAUUUAUUAUUGGGGCGAAAGCCGCACUGUGAGCUCGAGAAGACGACGGAGGGAAACCAUUCCAAGUGUCGCGGAUGUCAUUACUGUUACUGACGCAAAAACGCAAAAGGCCACUCUGACUGGGCUUAAACCGGUCACUAACUAUCAAGUGAUUAUUACGGCUUUCAACAAUGGUGGCGAGGGACCACUGAGCGAUGUUUUAGUCAUCGAAACUUUGGAGGGUGGUGAGUGGUUUAAUAUUUUUCUUAAAGCCACAGACUAGGCUAUUCUCAUUCUAAAUAAUAACGUAAUAGUUGUCACUUGUUGUCACUAGGAAUGAUUUACUUAUGGCCUGCUAGCGCGGCAGUAGUCGAAAGUGGAGGGGGGGAAGGGGAGUGGGGGGAUUGAUAGCUUUUCUCUUGCCUGCCUGAUCUCAAGUACGUUUGAGGGCGGGGUGGGGGCGGGGCGCUAACAGAGAGGGGGCUUAUUUCAGAGGGAGGCAUAUUAAAUUUAGCGAAGGUAACGGUAUCAAUUCUCCAUAAAAAACUAGAACGUAAAGUAGAAAAGCUCCCGGUCAGCAACAUAAAUCUGGGACUUGGAGGUCAUACAGCCGAUUAAAAACAAAUCACAACUUCCAGCGGGUAAAUAAAUCGUACCGAAUCAGUCCACAUGAAGUUUUACAGUCGUGAUCAAUUAAUAGAUUCUGUUAUGUAAGGGGCUUAAAGAGUGGGGGGUGGGGGUAUUAAUAAAUUUCUACCCCUGAAAGGAGGGGGGGAGGGCCGUUAUUAGAGAGGGGAUUUAUUUAAAAGAAGGGAGUGCUUAACAGAGGAUUUACGGUAAUACCGUAUGGUUAAUUUUGAUAAUUUUAGGUAAACUUAGUCUCUCAACACCCUGAACCAAUGCUAACCUUCUAAUUUUUAGAACCUGGUCCACCAUCGGAUGUGAGAUUACACCCGUUUGGACAAUUCAUUCUAGUCACAUGGAAACCGCCUAAAGAACCCAACGGUAUCAUCACAGCCUAUCAAGUGGGCUAUGCCGAAUACAACAGUUCCUCUCCCAAUAACGUCUCUGUUCCCAUGGAAACGGUGGGACGCGGAACCUUCAAGAAAUUGCUGGGUAAUUUAACAUUUGAGACAAGCUAUGUUGUGGUGCUACAAGCAAGGACAAGUAAAGGAUGGGGUGAAAGUUCCAGAGAGACAACAAGAACAAUUAAAAGAAUGGGUGAGUGAGUGACUAACAAAUGGGUCCCCUAGGCGUCAUCCCUUUAAAACGAUGGUUACUUUCAUGGCUUCACUUUUCGAUCCGCUUAAGAUAAACCAUUUUCAUAUGGUUCCCAGUCGGCUAAACUUUUCUUAUGUACACGUAAUGCCAUAAGAAAUGGCGUGACCUUUUUUAAAAGAUAGUAAUGAUCCAAAUUUGCCUGAAACAAGUGAAAAGUGUAAAAAGCAUUUGGCUAGAUUUCACCCGGCAAAUUAUAGCUCGCAUUGUAUGGCUAUAACAAUGCUUAAACCUUAAGCAGCCCUAUUAGCACAUAAUAUCACUGGUAACAGUAUCGUCUUUGAACCGCAACGGCCACUGAUGUUUUCGCUCUGUUUCUUUUGUUUAAAAGUUUAUUUAACGCUUGCAAGCGGAGUAAGAAUUAAAAAUUUAUGUGAUUUGUUGUGCAUGUUUUCAGCCCCGGCAAAACCAGACAGGCCAACAGUGGUUGAAACAGGAAAACACGUUGUUAGUUUGAAGUACAACUAUGGAAUCGGUGGAGGAUGGACGCAUCAAUUCAAGGUGUUAUACCGGAAACAAGGUAAGAAAUACUACUAUAAUCUUCAUGGGUUUCAUAUCUACACACUGGAGUGUAGAUGCAAUAUUUAAAGAAAAAAAUGGCAGCAGCCAACAGGCAACUGCUAACUGGCAAAAGCACUCAGAAGAAAUCAAGCGAUUCAACACAUUGCGAAAGGAUUCAGACCCGUGUGCUGUCAAAACAUUGUACCGGUGAUGAUUUUCUCUUACAGAUCAGAUAAUAAACGCCAUCAUUUUAGGUAACAAUUCCCCGGCCCAGAAACAGACGUCAUUAACCCUUUCACUGCCAGAGUGUUUGAUGGAGUUUUGUAAGGUGACUCUAACUUUUGAGUCUGCAGACCAAAUCCUAUGAUGUGACCAUUCAAAUGAAAACUCUCUGCCUGUACUUACACAUGGUGCUAUUUGUUUUUCAAAAUUUCACAAAAUGAAAUUUGGAAAUUUGGUCGAAAUUUACUUUCGGCUAAAUUUGGCAGUGAAAGGGUUAAUACGAACACUAGAGGUUCACCCCGCCUCCCGUACAGAAGGUUGUGCUCAUAAAGUCUCUAUUCCAGGGGUGUCAACCUUAAAGGGAAUUCCUUGUUGACGGAAUGUCCAUUUGAGGAUUAUUUCCCCUGAUCCGGUGGAAAAGUUUCACCCUUAGAGGGUGUGCACUUUUGAAGGGCGUCGGCCUUAAGAGAGGAGGAUCUCCAGUUGAAGGGAUGUCCGUUUUAAAGAGGUCACCAACUUGGAAAUGUCGACCAGAAGAAUGUUCUGUUUGCGAUCUACUUACUUUACUUGUUCAAUACACUCAAACCCUGUUAAUACGGAUCCUGAGUGCAGGUAUAGAAAGUGUCCGUAUUAAACGGGUUAAAUUUAGAGAAAAUGUAAGGGCUUUCUUUUCCUAGGGACAAAGCAAGCUGUCCGUAAUAAUAAGGUGUCCGUAUUAGGCGGGUGUUCGUAGAGCGGGGUUUGAAUGUAAUUAACUUAUUUCCUUUCUCGUUCUAACAGUGGAAGGAGGAGAAUUUCUGGAGACCCAGUGGAUGGAUCACUUUAGUACGCAACUGGUUAAAGUCAACAGUCUGGAUACAGACGUUUAUGAAUUCAAAACUGUAGGGAAAAACUUCGUAGGUACAAGUCCAGAGAGUGACGUCAUUGAAGCUAGACCGGAGCCGGAUCCUGUGGGCAGCAGUAAGUAACAAGAUAUAAUAAAUCCGGAAACUCGUCCCCAGAGUCCUCGGAUAUCUUAGUCAGCGGGUGUUUUUUCUGAGAAGAGACUUAGGUGAAGUAUUUUCUCUGUUUUCUCGGUGGAAACCCUGUUUUAAAUUUGGAAUGCUUUUACGGAGAGGAGACUUGAUUUUCUUCCCACUUUCAAAGGUGUUGAUAGUUUCUCGCAGAAAAAGAAAAUUGCCUGGGAGAAGCAUUGAAUACUUCGUUGUGGCUUGUAGAGUGGGAUGUACCUGUUUCGAUCCCGGGGACCAGAAAAAUGCGCUGAAUCUUAAAAGACAACCAGAGGAAAAGGAAGAGUACUUCAUUUUCCUCCAAACGGAUAAUCUUAGCGUUGCUCAGACGAACACCUCGAUAGCAAUCGCGUCAAUUGGUUCUUCGUCCUCAAUAAGUUCAAAAACGUCAUUGGCACUUUAAAGGGAACCUCCACUCUUACUACAGAAUAAGUUUAAAUCGAAUAAAAUUAUGUUGAUAAAUAAAUUCGUUCGAAAUUUGUCCUUGAAAAAAGUGUUUAUAUCAGGAAAAGUGAAUUUUCAAAUCGCUUAUUUUCACUUUCCAAUUUUCGCGGGGCCGCCAUCUUGAAUAAUUGUGACGUGUUACGGUUGCUCUAUUGUUCUGACACAAAGAGCUUUUGUUUAAUAACAAUAGGACAACCGUAACACGUCACAAUUAUUCAAGAUGGCGACGCCCGCAAAAUUUGAAAACAAAAAUAGGCGAAUCUAAAAGUUAUUUCUUUCGGAUACAAACGCUUUCUUUAAAAGUAUUUUAGAUUGACUUGACUGUAACAGUUAUUUCCUGUGAUUUAAAGUUAUCUUUUUGUUGAAGUGGAGGUUCCCUUUAACAAAUAAAGCAGGCUUUUUAUGACUCAAUAAAUCGCAUUAUCGUUUAUUUCAGGUCAACGAGGUAACCCUACGGUUUAUGGAAAAGACUGGUUCAUAAUAGUGAUGAUCUUGUCCGCUUGCACCUUAAUCCUCCUUAUCAUAGUCAUUUUGUACAAGAGUUCGAAGCGAAGACGAAGCUCCAGCCUCCAAGGUAACACUCGUGUUGACUCAUUUGAACCAGAAAUUACUUAGGUUUUCUUCGUAAGUCUACCUACAACAGCGAGCUUAAAGCAAAGAUGUUUUUGAGUGACGUACGUGAAGUAGACUUCUCAGUUGUGUUCUUGUGCAAUGCUUUUGCUCAAUUAUUCUGGCAUAUCGAUCGUCUCCAUAAGAGUAAAGAUAUUUAGCAAGAGAUCCUUGAUAGCGUCAAGGCAUGUUGAAAGGGAAAGGCCCCAAUUUUGAUUGACGGCGUGGCUUAAAAACGCCUUCACUAAAGCUCCCUGAUGUCAUUGUUAUACGGUGUGGCACAUUUUAGCCCCUCUUUUCAUAUGGCCGGCGCAACAUGGCGAAUAUGAUAGCGAAAGUACUGCCUGAACAUUAAAGGUAAAUGUGGCCACCCAAUCAAAACGCUCGAGAUAACUGCCGGUGAAAUAUUUCUGAUAUAUUGUUAUCUGUAAUUUCUAUAAGACGUUUGCAGGUCCCUUGACAUAUUUUUCUGAAUCCUGCGGUUGCUACUGAACUUGUACAUUAGUCAUAUGUAAUAGGUCAACUCAUUAAGUUCUCGACGUGCAAAAGAACGAUUUCCCAAUAGAAUCUCUGAGUGCUUGUAAAAGACAAACGGUAUUGUUCGGAGAAGCUUCAGUUUCAGUGAAUUGUAUGAGUAUUAGGGAGAUGAAGCAAAUUAAAUACAAAGCAUGGUCAAAUGAGAACGCAAAAGCGCGGGAAAGGACUGAAAAAGACUUCCGGUGCUCAAUUUGCCGCUCCAGACCACAUGAGGCUUGUCCCCAGAGCCACUCGGACUCUGGAGACGAGAAUGGUCAACCCGGUAUGUAGAUCUACGCGCUCAGUAGUCAAUGACAUCGCGUUUUCUUUGCUAAAUCUGCCUAUUUAAAGGAGAUGUUACACGGAACGAUUCGCAGCGACCAUUGUUGCGACAUUGUUUCGAAUGGUUGCAAGAGUAGUGUAGAAGCUGCUGGUAAAGUCUCUCCUAAUUGGUCGCAGGAAACAAUAACAUGUCAUUCUUCCCAUUGUUUUAGUAUUGUUUGGGGUCAGGGAAACGCACCAUUGGUGACUUCUCUUCCGAGUAACUGCAAUAUUGUUCUAACAUUGAAACACUGUAUACGAAUCGCGCUAAAAAUAUCACAUCACAUCACAUCAUAUAACGACGUGCCUUUAUCUUAGUUGCAGAAGACGAAAAAGAAAAGGGUGAGGAAAAGAUUGCAACAGAGAUCCCCGAAAAAAGCAUCAAUCCACGACAGGAAUGGCUGAAGAGAAUUCAGGACAGGGUCGAAGUGGAAUCACAAGCGGACAGUCUCGAUGAAUACGGAGGAGAUGGUGCCUACUUUUCAGAAGACGGCUCAUUCAUAGGGGACUGCAAACAAGGCGGUGAAAGACAAUCAGUUUAUGAAGAGAUACCACUGGACGAUCCCGUCGUUUAAGGUUUUUCCCCUUAAGGUUUUUUUAAAAAAAUCUUAUGUGUCUUUUUUUUGCAUUGGAACCUCCACUGUCAUAAAUUGACCUUGAGGGGCAGUAUCACCAACCUCGUUACAACAAGUUUCGCCAUUUGAAAUAGUCCAGUUUCGAAUUAAAAAUUACCGCUGAAUAUAAACACCAACGACACAUUCAUAGAGAGUUAGCCUCGACGUAAAGUAAAAUAUUCAGAAAUUCUGGCAAGAAAGUGUUUGAAAUUUGAACAUACACAAUAGACAGAGUAAUAAACAGGUCUUUUUCUUGUUGAAAUUUGUGAAUAUAUUACUUCGGAUGGAGGCUAAGGCUGUAAAAAAUGCAUCUUCACUUCUUUAAUUCAGCGGUAAUAGCGAACUCGAAAAUGGACUAGUGUUAUGACGUCGCUUAGUUAACGUUUAUUGUCAAAAGGCAGAGCAUUUCUUUCGCGUUCUCGAUUUUGGCGUACUCAAGAAAGACUCUUCCUGAAUUACCUAAUAUCUGUGUUGAGCAUGCGUAGGCUAGGAUAUAUUUUCGAACCCAGGCCUAACACCAUCGCGCUUGCUACAAAGGGCUCGGAUAUGGCCAUCGGUUUGUCAAAAACGAUUGCUCGCACUAGCGAGAGAAAACAAGAUUGACUAGUCCAUAAAUUCGGGCUGCGGCGACCUCAAAGGUCUGACGUGAUUCAGGCAGAGCCUUCUGGCUCUUCUAGCAGGGUGACGUAGCAAUAACAUAAUUAUUUAAGUUUUAAGUCUAGUUUUCAUACCAAAGAUAUUGAUAUAACUAUUUCAUAAAAAGAGCACUAAGUGACAGAUAGUUUUCGAUCGAUCUUAAAGAAAGAGAAAACGACAAGAGAUAAACCAAUUUUCGAAAAUUGAUUCUUGGAAAUCGGUCCCUUUCCAGUUUUAAUUUCAGAUUUUUUGGAAAAUUUUCUCCGAAAUUUGUUUCAUUCGUUAAAUUCUUGGAAUUGUUGUUCUCAUUUAAAGCGCCCUUUAUCCAACCGAAAAAUAAUCAUGAGAGUAUGAGAAUAACCAACACACGGAUGGCAUGAACGUGUCAUACAAAGCGUGGAGAUUUGUUAAGUAAUAUUAGGCAUGAGAGGCAGUGUUUCAUCACCAGAUGAGAGAGUUGAAAAUCCGACGCGAAGCGGAGUAUUUUUGACGAACUUUGAGGUGUUUCAUCUGGUGAUGAAACACUCUGUCGAAUGCUUGAUAUUACGGCUCAAACAAAAUCAUUUUAGAAGGAGAAAUUAAGAAUGCAAAAAUGAACAGUGUUUCAUCUGAUUUCCAAACACUCAUUAAACAUUAAUUUCGUUUGUAUUUUCUUUAUGAAUCAUUAAUGAGUUUGAAUUCGAUGAAAAAUUAACGAACGUUAACGACAAAACUCUCACAGUAGUCAUUGAAAGAUAAUCAGCCCAAAAUAACUAAAAAACCGUCGGCCGGUCAAAAUCAUAAGACGCAAUAAGAAGAUGGUUUUAUAACAACUAGAACUCCAAACGGUUUACUGCCGUAAUGUUAAAGCUGUUUGAAACGUCGCAAACAACUUUCGCCAAUUGGCAAUUCAUUUGGAACUUGGAAUGCCAAUAGAUAUAUUUUAAUUUUACUCUUAUUAGAUAUUUACCUGUCCAACAAAUCCUCUUUGAUCGAGACAUCUUGAAGACAAAUAUUCGCUUGAAGACGCUUGAACUCGCCCUUUGCUUCAAUUUCAAAACGUAACUUCAGUUCACCACAUGGUUUCCCAUUUGGUUGUUUUUUAUGUUCUGCAUUUUUAACACGCUUUUAAACACAAUACCUUCAACCAAUAACAGCACUGAGAAAUGCAGUACUUUGGGGAUUGCUGAUGAAUUGCUAAUAAGCUGAUCAAAAUACUCACAGUACGUGAUUUAUCACGUCUAAAAAUUCUUCGUAUUUCCAAAUCGAAUUUUUAAUCACGUUAAAACAUUUUUGAUUUUGUUUAAAAAUAAAACCUAAAAUUGUUCUUUGUUGCACUGAUUAUUUCAUAAAACAUCUUUGCAAAUAAAUAAACCAUCUAAACAAGACUUGAACGAAUGAACUGCCGUGAGAAUUAAGGCAAAAUAACGAAGACACUUGAUAGAGUUUUGCCGCGUAUUCUUGUGUUUCUUUAGCCCACGUUAUCUGUUCUAUUUCUCCAUACUUAAGCAAAAUAGGCGACUCCUUAAUAUUUUUAAUUUACGUGUACAAACGAUCAGUGCAGAAGCUCCCAAGUAAUAUUUUCAGGGUGAACUUUAUAGUUUUUGAAAGCUUACGUUAAGCUUAAAGAGAAUCAAGAACAUAUUCUACGCUUUUAGACAUUUGUCUUCUUUCGAUUACAGUAUAGCACGAGGUGUCAAUUUAAUUUUUGAUUUUCAAACGUUAACUAUAAACAGUGGUAAGUUUGAAACGUUCCUUUUUUUCCCUUUCACUUUUGAUCUUGAGUGAUUUAAGUUUAGCUGUUUAUAAAAACAGGAAAGGCGGGCCCUGUACUGUUAAAAAGAGUUUCCAUAGGUUAUUUUUCACCUUUGCUGGAAUAAUGUAAUUUUUUUAAGUCAAUAUUCAAAAGGUAUCACUCAGAAUCAUGCAGAACAAUCUUCUUUGCGGAAUGAUCGUCCUUCACUUCUUUCGCUGGGCGAUAAGAAAUUGACGCUGGUCACGCCUUCCGCAAAAAAGGCUUCUGAAAGCUUUCUCUUCUUUUUCUUCUUCUUCUUUUAAAAAAGCAGUAUAUUUAGGUUUUAUCUAAUUGGCUUCUUUUGAUCGAUAAAUGUGUGGAAUCGACGCAUGUGUCAAAACCCGUAUCGACACUCACUCUUCACACGGUUCACAGGGAAGGGAUGGAUGGCGGGAACAAGAAAAAAAAAAGGUUCAUUCGCGUACCAUCCUACCCCUAUUCCCUCGUGUUUCGCUUCGCAAGCUUGUGUCGACAACAAAAAAUGCUGUCUACCUUAAAGUUAAACACAAAAGGGAUCAUUAACACGUUCCUGGGGAAACUGCCCACCUACCCCUCCCCUAAGCCAACAUUAACACUUACUUCUCACUUAGGGCAAAAUGUUGGCUUAAGUGAGGGGUAAGUGGGCAGUUUCCCAGAAACGUUUAAAAAACGUUUGCAGAAAGGCAAAGCUAACCCUGAGUACCAUUGCUCUAAUUGUUGGCAUUCUCUUUCAAUGCAAAACGUUCAUCCAUCGCAUAGACAUUGAGCCUCCGCUAAAGGUGAAGUUAUAAGAGACGAUUCGCAACGACGAUUUUUAGCGCAACACAG
Molecule: messenger RNA, 26626 nt
Organism: Porites lobata
Lineage: Eukaryota; Metazoa; Cnidaria; Anthozoa; Scleractinia; Poritidae
Source: the annotation of a GenBank genome assembly